Messenger RNA from Porites lobata, 2849 nucleotides. Lineage: Eukaryota; Metazoa; Cnidaria; Anthozoa; Scleractinia; Poritidae. The record is from the annotation of a GenBank genome assembly.
AUGUCUAAAGAAAAUCGCCAAGUGACUGGAUUUGAAUCGCUCUACGAUGUUGGUGAUGAAAACUUCUCGCUGUGUAAAUCUCUAGAGGUGGGUCCCAUCGCUCUCGUCGUUUCUUCUUCUUCCUUUUUUUCAGGAGGAUUGCAUGCACAAAAAAAGAACCGGCCUGAUCGCAGGUUAUACUGCGAGAACAACUGCUUGAUCUAAAAGACAUAAAUCAGCAGCUUGGCUCCGAUGCGUACCCGACACUGAGAUCAGUGUCGAAGAUAAAUCAAAACAAAAACAGAAAUAACAAGUUAACGGAACAUAUUCCAGAAGGAAAAACUAGAAGGCGUUUCUAAAGGUUUGUUUCUUUUUUUUGUUGACUACCUGUAGGCGUUUCACAGCGCUAGCGGACAAGUGUUGCAACGUGUUCGAGUUGAUAGGUAAGUUGAGCUGAGUUUUGUAAGACGUACAUGGCUUAAUAGCCAGUUAAUAAAUAAAUAAAUAAAUAAAUAAAUAAAUAAAUAAUUGAAUAAAUGCUAAAUAGAUAAAAAAGAAAUGACGCCCUCAAAAUAGAAUUCGCCAUUUGCACAUCUCUUAUAAUACACCUUGUUUUGACCCCUUCCCCCCGAAAAAAAAUAAAUAAAUAAAUAAUUGCACAAACUUUGUUUUUUAUUUUCCUGAGUAUUACAGCCGUCCCAAGAGAAAUUAAAAACAAUACUUAAGCAAAAUUUUGGGGGUCAAACAAGGUGCAUUUUGGGAGAUGUGCAAGUGAGAAAUACGCCUUUUAAAAAAAAUACCAUAAUACUCUUUAUCGUCCUUCAAAAAUUUAGAAUAAGCUUUGUUUUCAAUUUCUCUUGGGAGAAAUCGCCCCAAAAGAAAUUGAAAACAAUGCUUAUGCAAAAUUUUGGAGGAACAACAAAAAGUGUUAUGGUAUUUUUGAAAAAAAAAAGGCUUAUUGGUGAAUGCAUUUUUUCAAAACGUUUCUUGGUGACAUACUUGAAGUCCGAAAAGACACCCCUUUCGGGCGGAGCCUCCCCGUAAAGGCCGUUAUAGGGAGUAAUCCCCACCCCCCUUUCUUGGCGCCCUUGCUUUCGCAGAAACAGUAUUUAAGUUUCAGGCCGAAUGAUCUGGAUCAUUCAUCAUCAUGUUCUCAGACAUAAAAAGAAGUCCGUGUAGCUCUACAUAAAAAAAUACCGUGCUAAUCUCAUCCUUUCACUUUCCAGCUCGUCCCUGUCCUAUUGAAAGGAGCUUUUUUCAUCAUAGAGUAGUAAUAUAGGCUAUAUCUAAUACGGUAGUUUGAAAUCUUUCUUUGACAGUGAAUCUCAAGAUAUUAUGGGACGGCAACGGGAUCAGCAACAGGCGGCCGCGGGAUUGUCACCUUCGUCCUCAUACAGAGCGACUUUAACAAGAAGGAGUUCUUGGAUAAGGGAGGAAGACAAUCGAGAGGAGAAUACCUCUUCUUUCAAUGACUUAGGUGGGAAGUUAAAUUAAAAAGCCCUUUUACUCUCACUUUUGUAAUCACUUUCUUUUUCUAAGAUAAUUAAAGCAAAGGAAAUUGAAAUGAUUUAUUUCAAUGAUGCAAAGCCUCCGCCAAAGGCAGUUAGUUGGUAAAGACAACGAAAUUGAUGUCACACGGGUAGCCCCACCUUUGAUGCCUGGUCUAGCAGACCGGGCAACGUGUUCAUCUUAAAAUGAGAGAUUAUAUGGACAGGCGGGUUUACCCACCUAAGAGCCUAGGGUUCCCCACCUCCACGUGAACAUUCCCUUAACGUGACCAUUCCCUUAACGUGACCAUUCCGGCAACGUUUAUGAAUCCGGAAAAUGUCCUUUAAUGGGGUCAUACGUUUGGCUAUAUACGGUUCAAUUCGCGCCAAAAUCAUCCUCAGAGUAUUCAUUUUCACACAAACUUUAUGAGAAGAACGAAGAGCCCCUGGACACUUAUUCUUACCAAACAGUUGCAAAAGCUUAAAAGUCCCCUGCUUCUGAUUGGCCGAAAAUCCAUUUUCUGAUCUAUCAACAGGUUUUUCAAAUUUUAAGUAAUGACGUGCCCAGGGCUCUCCAGUUCUCCGUGUAAAUUCGCCUGUUUUUAUCCUACCCCAAUCGGCUGUCCCUGAGCUUCCGCGAAUGCGCCAAAAUAAAAGAAUAAAUUCCAGCUUCUAGAUCAGUCUCCUCCCAAGAGCCUUCGUCACCCUUGUCCAGCGGGUGAUCCUUGGCGCUGGCCAAAAGGUAGGCAGCCUCAUGCAGAGAGUGGUAUUGCUUCUGGAUAGUCAAAACGUUAAUUACUUUCAUGUAUAGGAGAAGUACCCUCUUUUCAUGUUAACGGGGCGUAUAUUAGAGGUCCUGGGAGAACUUGACCCUUUGUCUUUUCAUAAAUUGUGCUUAGAUAUGCACGUGAAUAAGACGAAAUUUAAAAGAAACAGUUCUCUAGAGCAUUAUCACAUGAUCUGUAUUGGGAGAACAAAACAUACAAGCUAAAGAGGUCUAUUUUUCGUAAACGGGAGCUUUGCUUUAUCUUUCAAAAUCGAGCAGGCCACACUUCAAAAUACAUACAAACCUUCUGGUUUGUUGCAGGCGAAUAUUCACCACACCUUGCAAACCCAACGAAAACAAGGAUAAAGCGACCUGGAGUCCGUCGGCCUAAGAGAAAUGAAUCAAGCGCCGAAAGGCAAAUACCACAAAAACAGUUUGAGAAGCAAGGAGCACAAGGGACAUCUUCCUUAAGCAAGGAGCCUCCUAAGAGGACUUAUAGGGCAGAUGCUGGGACGUCGCUUACAAUAAAGGACAACACCUCAAGAACCCCUUCCAAUUCAUGUACCAAGGACAAGGUGAACAAUCUCCGGGCACGGUUUGAACAAAUGUCCGGCUAA